ACUCGCACACACUCCCCCAUUCACUAAUCCACGUACCCCCUCCACCACCCACUGAGACUCCUCCACCCACGCGCUGCACACGCUCCAGAGAAGUCUCACAACCCAAGAGACGAACACCCCCACCACCACCAUCAUCAGCAUCACCACCAUCAUCAUCAGCAUCACCACCAUCAUCAGCAACACGUCGGCAAGGGGAGAGCCGUGAUGGCAGCAGGGAUGGUGAUGGUGCUCGUAGCCACCACGGCGGUGAUGGUGCAAGGCCUGUUCCUGCGGCCCGACGAGGCCGGGGCGUUCCUGGGCCGCGUGCGUCGCGCCAACGACAAGGGCCUCCUGAAGCUGGAGGAGCGUCGUCAAGGCGACCUGGAGCGCGAGUGCGUGGAGGAGAGCUGCUCGCACGAGGAGGCGCGCGAGGUCUUCGAGAACGUCCCCGAGACGGAGUACUUCUACCCAAGAUACCAAGAGUGCAGCAGGAAGUUGGGAGCAGCCCCCCGGAGUGAUGACGAUGCGAAGAGAAUCUUCAAGGGCUGUGUGCGGGCGCUACCCAAUCAGUGCAGCCCCCCGCCGUGCCGGGCGGAGUCCUCCAGCGGCUGCGUGGACCUCCAGGGCGACUUCGCCUGCCGCUGCCUGCCGGGCUGGACCGGCAAGACCUGUUCAGAGGUGUGGAGUGAGUGUGUGGAGCUGCGCUGUGAGCAGGGCUGCUCAGAGUCUGCAGGCUCUGUCCGCUGCUACUGCGAAGGGCGCAACGGCUCCACACUCGCCACUGACCAACGCUCCUGUCAGCCCAUCCAUACGUGCGCUCCGGUCAGUGACCAAAAGGACCCCACUUUCUUCUACCUGGGCAUGAACUUCAACAAGGGUCCUGCCAUCUUCAUGAGAUUCAAACUGCAGAAGCUCACCAGGCCAAUGUCCACCUUCGAGCUGCGCACCUUCGACCCCGAGGGGUUGGUGUUCUACGGCGAGACGGGCGGCCACUCCAACUGGUUCCUGCUGGCGCUGCACAACGGGCAGCUGGAGGUGCAGAUGAAGGACACCAACGGCAAGCUGGUGACGACCGGGGGCAAGCCCGUCAACGACGGCCAGUGGCAUCAGGUGUCGGUGGAGAAGACGCUGAGCCACGUGAUCGUGAAGGUGGACGGCGAGGAGGUGAUCAACGUGAACAACCCGGGGCACAUCUCCAACGGCGUGGACCCCAACUCGGAGCUGGAGAUCAGCGUGGCCGGCCUGCCGCCCAGCGCACCGGACAUGCUGAGGCCGAUGAACGUCCGUCUGGACGGCUGCAUCCGCAACUGGGACUGGAUGGGCCAGGACACGGCGUGGAUCUCUGGGGCUCUGCGUGACGAGCCAAGCCGUCAGUGUUACCGCAACGUGGAACCGGGCUCCUUCUUGCCUGGAGCAGGGCACGCCGAGUUCAACACUCUCUCUUACGCCGUGCGGAAGCCGUCGGCCGUGGGACCGUCGGCGGAGGGCGACGCCGACGGUGACGGGUGGCGGCUGCAGCUGCGGCUGGAGCUGCGUCCGUCACGUGACCAGGCCGUGCUGGUGGCGUUGGUGCGCAACGGCACGGACGCGGAGCUCACGGUGGCGCUCACGCACGCGGCGAGGGGCGCCGUCGGGACGCCGGCGCGGCAGCAGCAGCUCGUGCCGG
Molecule: messenger RNA, 1645 nt
Organism: Petromyzon marinus (sea lamprey)
Lineage: Eukaryota; Metazoa; Chordata; Hyperoartia; Petromyzontiformes; Petromyzontidae
Source: RefSeq, a predicted model, not a curated record